AUGGCGCCCGCCUCGCCGAUGCUUUCUUCUUCCCGUAUGUAUUGGUCUGGAUCGUCUCCAGUUGGGGAACUAAAAAUAUAUGUUGAUCAUGUCAUAGACCGCUUACCGACUCUUUCUGCCUCUCAAGCUCUGUCAGCUUCUCAAUCCACUGACUCGAGAAUAAGCACGGGUUCGGGAGAGCUUGAUAUGGCGAUCGGUGGAGGUCUCUCGCGUGGAAAGAUCACCGAGCUAUGCGGACCCCCUGGUAGCGGAAAGACUACUGUUGGGUACAUCUCCAACCCCCCACUCUGCACCACCCACCACCCCAUCACUGCUCUUCCUGAUUGACCUCAACUGAAUGUCAUCGUGUACGCUAUGUCCCCAGAUUACAAUCCGCCGCGAAUGCCCUCCUCUCCGGAGACGGGAACCGUGUCGUCUGGAUAGACACCUCCCACCCUCUUCCCGUAUCCCGCUUGGGUGCUAUGCUCUCCCGCUCGGGCGAUCCUCGUGAGCUCUUCCCAAACCUGCAGACCAUUCGGGCGCCUACGCUUGCGCAUUUGCUCGCGUUGGUGGUGCAUCCCUUGCCCACCUUCCCACCCGAGAAUACGACUUUGGUAGUGAUUGACAACGUGUCGACGCCCUUCACCGCCGCCUUCCCCCCGGGGAUGGAAGAUGAAGGGGCUGGGGGCGGUGGGAGGGGGAAGAAGGAGCCCGUAGGUGUGAGGCGAUUUGCUAUCAUGGGGGAUUUGAUUUCUGCAUUGGGGAAGCUUGCUGGGUCGAAGGGUGUUGCUGUAUGUAUUUUGUCCGCCCCUGCGGAUUGGGCUGUUAACGGGGGGGUUUGAUGAUGCUAACGUUUUACUUCACGUAGGUACUACUAUUAAACCAAAUGACAACAAGGGUUAUACCUGGAGUCGGGGCGAUGCUCACACCCUCUGUCAGUUAGUACAUCCCUCCUAUUACCCCCCCCCAACAAUUCAAUAUGCUCCUACUAUACUUAUAACAACGCCAACAACAGGCUCACCCACAUGGAUAACAUCACUGAACUCCCGUUUACUAAUCCACUACAAUAAGACUUCCCCGUCACUCCUCGCGAACCCUGAUGAUAGCCUAGUCUCUCAGAUCCGUUACGUAACGAUUCUGAAAUCCAAUGGGGUGUUGCACAGCUCCGACUCGUCCUGGCCGGUGAAGCUUUUGCAAAUUCAAGAAACUGGCGUGGAUGAUGUUAGGCUUAUCUCCGAAGCUUCACCUGCGGCGCCGGUAAUGGGGGCAUACACUAGGAGGAAGAAACGGAAAAGGGGGCUUGAGGCGGGGGUUAUUCCCGGUAGCGAUGAGGAGGGCGACGGUGAGUCGGAGGAGAACGAGGAGGCGGGAUUGGCGGGUGAUAUGUAUCAGUGGGAGGAAGGAGCAGGGGGUGAUGACGUGGGCGCAGUGGUCAAAUGCUCUGCACAGGAUUCACGAGAGGGUCAGGAGUUCACUAAAUUUGGCGUAAAUGGUGAGCAAGGGGCCGCGAAUUGA
Messenger RNA from Tuber aestivum (summer truffle), 1494 nucleotides. The record is from the annotation of a GenBank genome assembly. NCBI's taxonomy places the organism in Eukaryota, Fungi, Ascomycota, Pezizomycetes, Pezizales, Tuberaceae.